Messenger RNA from Clunio marinus, 666 nucleotides. NCBI's taxonomy places the organism in Eukaryota, Metazoa, Arthropoda, Insecta, Diptera, Chironomidae. The record is from the annotation of a GenBank genome assembly.
AUGGAAAUUGAAUCUUAUAAUGGAUACACUCCCAAUCACAUCCAAUCUUAUCCAAUUAUGAUGAGUUCAACUUCAGAUCAUGGGAAUGUGUAUGCUCCAUACAAUUAUCCAUUUCCGAACGAUAAUUUAUUGUGGAAUAGCAGUGCGGAAGUAUUUAUAAAUCAAAGUGAUUUAUCGAUUUCAUCACCAACUUUAACUUCAACCUCAUUUUAUUGCCAAAGUUCAAAUCUAAAUUCAACAAACUCGGAUGAAAAUCAAACAACAUCUUCUGUUGGUGAAAAUAUAUCGAAAAAGUCGCGUGGGCGAAAGAAAGGAAUAAAAAAUAACAAUGAAGAAAACAUUAAUAAAAGAAAUACAAAAAGAUCGGAAUCACCUCCAAGUCCGACGAUAUUAAAGAAAAGAAGAUUAGCAGCGAAUGCAAGAGAAAGAAGGAGAAUGAAUGGACUGAACACGGCUUUUGACAGAUUACGCGAAGUUGUUCCAAAACUUGAUGUAGAUUAUAAAUUAUCAAAAUAUGAGACAUUGCAAAUGGCACAAACAUAUAUACAAGCAAUGUGUGAAAUGCUUGAGAAAGGCACCGAUGAAAGCACUUACACGCUUUUUGAAUCGGCAAGUGAUAACAACAAUUGUCGGAAAGCUUUGAAUAAUAAUCCUAGUGAAGUUUAA